GCUCACAUUUACAUCAUAUAUUAUAUAUAUACUAGCUUUUUGCUCCGAAACUCCGAAGCAAACGGAAGAGAACGGAACUGAUCAUACUUACUUAAACCUAAUCUUCAUAUACCAACUUAACAAAAAAACUUCAACAGUUUCAAGAGAGUGUACAACAUAAUACAAGUAUUUACAACUUUACAAGUAAUUCAGCAAUCGUCGCGCGGCGGCCUGUGUGCUACUUCUUCAAAUCCCGGCUCCCGAGAUUCAUAGGGAAUUAAGGGUCCUUCGGACCAACCGCGGGGGGAGCAAAAGCAACAGCAGCCGGAUCAUCAUCAUCCAGAGGUACACAGAACUUCAAGACAAUGAUGCAGCAGGAGGUCAUGUCCAAGGCGGAGGACGUCGCCGACCAGAUUAUUAGGAAAGGAAAACAUAUACUUCCAACUCUGGCCAGGCUGUGCCUUAUUGCCACAUUUCUAGAGGAUGGCCUAAGAAUGUGGGUCCAAUGGAAUGAGCAGAGGGAGUAUAUGGACAUGUCCUGGGGCUGUGGAAAAUUUUUGGCUACCAUAUUUGUACUUAUAAAUUUGGUAGGACAGCUGGGUGGCUGCGUUGCUGUCCUUGGCAGGUGGAAAGUUCCCAUUGCCUGUGGGGUGCUCUUCUUCAUUGUUAUCCUACAAACGUUAGCCUACAGCAUUUUGUGGGAUAUGCAAUUUCUCUUUAGAAAUUUAGCGCUCAUUGGUGCCCUGCUACUUGUUCUAGCUGAAUCCAAGGCUGAGGGCAGGUCACUUUUCGCAGGUGUACCCUCCCUUGGCGAAAACAAGCCAAAAAGUCUUCUGCAGCUAGCUGGAAGAGUACUUUUAGCAUUCAUGUUUGUCACAUUGAUCAGAUUCGAGUGGUCCUUCUUCCAAAUUAUUCAAGAUGUUCUGGGAGGAAUUUUAAUGGUUCUGGUGACCAUUGGAUACAAGACUAAAUUGAGUUCUUUGUUACUUGUACUUAUUUUGACAUGUCUCAACUAUUAUCACAACGCUUGGUGGACUAUUCCAGACUACAAACCACUCAGAGAUUUCUUGAAAUAUGAUUUCUUCCAAACCCUUUCUGUGAUCGGUGGAUUGUUGAUGAUUGUGUCUUUGGGACCAGGUGGUGUUUCAAUGGAUGAACAUAAAAAAAAGUGGUAAAAUAAAGGUGCUCAAAAAAAUUAAACGGAUUUCCAUUCAUCUGUUUUUUAAUCAGUUCAGUAAUCAGACUGAAUCAAUUAAGACAGCAUUACAAUACUAAAAAAAAGUGCAAAUAUCCAAUGUUUGAUGUGUCUGCUGCCAAAAGUGUAGGUUCAGAUUAUUCAAGCAAAAAUUAUUGCUGGUCUUAUUAAUUACCAACUGAGGCACUUUUUGAAGGAUUAACUAAUUACGCAAAAACGACGAGAUGCCUUAAAUAUAUUGAAACAAGAGAUAAUGGAUAAAGACUAAUUUAUGAUACGAAAAGGAAAUAACGGCUUGUAUAUAUGAGAGAACAUUUAUUGUGAACAGUGUAAUCUCUUGGGCGCUUAAACAAAAAAUUUUUUUCUAGUUUUUAGGGCUGUCCAUCUUUUCGGAUGGUUGACCUAUUUGUUUGUAAACAUACUAUAGGUUUCUUUUUUUCCAAUUCAAAGCAAAAUCUUCCAUUAAAUUAUAAUUUUUUUGUAAUACCAUAGUUAUCUAUCAUUAUUUUUGUUAUGUUUGUAAGCUAUGUUUAUGAUAAUAACAUAGACGUAAACUCGUCGACUUCUCUGAGUCGUUGUAAAUAAAUUUUAAAUUUCAUUAAUCGAGAUUUCAUUAUAGAAUUUUGCAGCUCGGGUGGAUAGUCCUACAUACAUUCUAUUAAUAAGCCUCUAAAAUAAACUUUGCUCAAAAUAGUUCACGUGCAUAGGGUGUACAGUUAAUCGUCUACACGAUGAAUUGUCCGCUCCUUCACAUUCUACUUAAGAGUUUUGUGGAUACAAAUUUUUAUUUUUUACUAAUUAAACGUCGUACUGGACGUGUUUUAUUGAACAAUAAUGCGACUCUUGAACAGAACUAAAUGUGAUUCCGUUAUUCAUAAAGGGGAAACAUUUUUAGUGGCAAAACCAUUUGCUCAUGUGUUAAGAUCAUAUUAUCGGCAUAAUCAUUGCGAUUAUUGUUUUAAAAAAGAGUAAGUAAUUUUUCAAAUCAGUUUAAAAAAAAAA
This is a messenger RNA of Copidosoma floridanum, 2176 nucleotides long. It is a transcript of the gene Surf4, whose product is annotated as Surfeit locus protein 4. Gene Ontology annotation, biological process: Golgi organization. Gene Ontology annotation, cellular component: membrane; endoplasmic reticulum-Golgi intermediate compartment; endoplasmic reticulum. The record is from RefSeq and is a predicted model, not a curated record. Lineage: Eukaryota; Metazoa; Arthropoda; Insecta; Hymenoptera; Encyrtidae.